Molecule: messenger RNA, 1536 nt
Organism: Callithrix jacchus (white-tufted-ear marmoset)
Lineage: Eukaryota; Metazoa; Chordata; Mammalia; Primates; Cebidae
Gene: MAGEB1
Product: MAGE family member B1
Biological process (GO): negative regulation of transcription by RNA polymerase II
Cellular component (GO): nucleus
Source: RefSeq, a predicted model, not a curated record
UUGUGCCUGACAACAGCCAUCAUGCCUCGGGGUCAAAAGAGUAAGCUCCGUGCUCGUGAGAAACGCCGCAAGGCACGAGAGGAGACCCAGGGUCUCAAGGCCGCUCAAGCCACUGCAGCAGAGAAAGAGGAGUGCCCCUCCUCCUCUCCUGAUUUAGGGGAUACUUCCACUAGCUCCCCUGCUGCUGGCAUUCCCCAGGAGCCUCAGGGAGUCCUACCCACCACCACUGCUGCUGCAGCUAUGUCAUGCACCAAAUCUGAUGAAGGCGCCAAGAGCCAAAGUGAGGAAAAUGCAGGUUUCUCCCAGACCUCAACAUCCACUGGGAGUGCAAUCAAAGAUCCUAUAACGGGAGAGGCAGGACUGCUGAUGCAUUUCCUGCUAGAUAAGUAUAAAAGGAAGCAGCCCAUUACGAAGGCAAUCAUGCUGAAGUUUGUUGAUGAAAAGUACAAGGGUCACUUCCCUGAGAUCCUCAAGAGAGCCUCUGACCGCUUGGAGCUGGUCUUUGGCCUUGAUUUGAAGGAAAACAACCCCCGUCGCCACACCUACACCCUCACCAGCAAGCUAAACUUCACCAAUGAUGGAAACCUGAGUGGUGAUUGGGAAUUUCCCAGGAACGGGCUUCUGAUGCCUCUCCUGGGUGUGAUCUUCUUAAGUGGCAACUCUGCCACUGAGGAAGAGGUCUGGAAAUUCAUGAAUACAUUGGGAGCCUAUGAUGGAGAGGAGCACAUAAUCUAUGGGGAACCCCGGAAGUUCAUCACCCAAGAUCUGGUGCAGGAAAAAUAUGUGGAGUACAAGCAGGUGCCCAACAGUGAUCCCCCAUGCUAUCAAUUCCUGUGGGGUACAAGAGCCUAUGCUGAAACCACCAAGAUGAAAGUUCUCGAGUUUUUGGCCAAGGUGAAUGGUACCACCCCCCGUGCCUUACCACACUAUUUUGAAGAGGCUUUGAGAGAUGAGGAAGAGAGAGCCCGCAUUCUAUCCAGUGUUGCAGCCAGGCGUCGCGCUAUUGUGCGUACUAGAGCCAGAUUGAGCAGGCUCUCCCACCGCAUGUGAAAACUAAGGUAGAUUGUUCACUUUGUUUUUGAGGCAAGAUGCCAACAUUUUAAAGUAGUGAGAAACCAAGAUAGAGUUAGAGAGAUCAUGAUAUAUAGCUUCUUUGUGUUCCUGUUAAACAUUAGUAUCUUUCAACUGUUUUCCUUUAAAUAGCAUGUUUAUUUAGAGUUGGAAUCUAUGUCUACGAAUGACAUGGAUUCCACAUUUAUUGGUGUUGCCAGAUUUAAGCAUAAGAGUUUUGAUAUUCUGUAAGACAUUUUGAAAUCCUUGAAUCAUUUUUGGGUUCAAGAAGAAGAAAGCAUAGUGUCAGAGAUUUUCUCAGAAAUGUGUGAAAGAACCUUACACAACAUAAUUGGAGUCGUAAAAUAGAGGAAGAGUAAACAAACCAUGUCAAUUGUUUUCUUCAUUCACUUUGCUUUUGUAAAAUCCAAAGAUAUACACCUGGUUGUCUUUAAGCUUUUCAAGAAUGCAAAUAAAUAGUAAUAA